Messenger RNA from Sesamum indicum (sesame), 1353 nucleotides. Lineage: Eukaryota; Viridiplantae; Streptophyta; Magnoliopsida; Lamiales; Pedaliaceae. The record is from RefSeq and is a predicted model, not a curated record.
AUGUCGGCUCGCAGGUUACGGCCGUAUUUCCAGUCACACAAGAUCAUCGUAUUAACGAACCAGCCGCUCAAAAGCAUUUUGUCGCGACCGGAGGUCUCAGGGAGAUUAGUGAAGUGGGCUGUGGAACUGGGUGAACACGAUAUAGAGUACCACGCCAGAAACUCGGAGAGGGCACAGGUACUUGCUGAUUUUGUAAUGGAACUGACAAACAUACCAACUCUGGAUGUCGAGCCGUGGAUGUUACACGUAGACGGAUCGUCGAAUGCUAGAAACGGUGGGGCUGGGAUCCUGAUACAAGGACCUGGAGAGGUUGAAAUAGAGGUCGCAGCCAGACUCUCGUUUCAUGCCACCAACAAUGAGGCCGAGUACGAGGCAUUAAUCUUAGGAUUAGAGUUGGCCCAUGCAGCAGGAGCAAGAAUUUUAGAAGUAUACACUGACUCGCAGUUAGUAGCAAUGCAGAUUGAGGGAAAUUACGAAGCAAAGGAGCAGAUAAUGUCAAUGUACCUGAAUAAGUCAAAGUCUUUGAUCGAGUGUUUCGACAAAUGCACUGUCCAACAGAUACCAAGAGGAGAAAACGACAGAGCUGAUUCACUUUCUAAAUUUGGAGCCUCAUUGUCGGGAAUAAAGAACCGCAACAUAACAGUGAUGGUGAAAGAUAAACCAGCGAUCGCCGAGGUCGAUGUAUAUACGGUAGAUCAACCUUGUACAUGGAAAGACGAGCUGACGCUCUAUCUCAAGGAGGGGAUUCUUCCCAAAAAUCCUUCGCAUGCAAAGAAUCUGAGGUUAAAGGCCACCAGAUUCACAAUGAUCGAAUCCGAACUAUACAAAAGAACGGCGGACGGACCCCUGUUGAAGUGCUUGAACCACGAGCAAGCGGAAUACGUACUGAAAGAGAUACACGAAGGGAGUUGCGGCAACCAUUCGGGUGCUAGGUCGUUAGCUCAAAAAGUCGCACGUCAAGGGUAUUUCUGGCCUACCCUAAUAAAAGAUGCGAAGAGACUAGUACAAAGAUGCGAAAGCUGUCAGAGAUUCUCCACCCGGAUACAUUCCCCGGCUACACCAAUGGAACCAUUACAGGUCGCUUGCCCGUUUGAUCAGUGGGGGAUCAAUAUAAUGGGACCUUUCCCCCCAGCGAAGGCACAAAAGAAAUUUAUCAUACUCGCAGUCGAAUACUUCUUUAAGUGGGUGGAAGCCGAAGCAGUGGCAAGAAUAACGGAAAAAGGGAUGAUCGAUUUUAUUUGGAAGAAUAUCAUAUGUCGAUUCGGGAUCCCCAGAACUAUCAUAUCGGAUAACGGCACACAAUUCCAAGGGAAAGAAAUUGCGAGCUGGCUGAAGGAGUUGAAAAUUCAAUAA